AUGGCCAUCCCAAAACAACCAUCAACCACCCUCCUUCUCUUGGCCCUUGCAACCCUCUCCUUCACAACCACCUCCAACGCCGCCGACUGCAGCGGCGCCGGAGCCAUCUCCGUUUACUGGGGCCAAAGACCCUCUUCCCAAGACGAAAGCACCCUACAAAGUGCAUGCGAGACCGGGAACUACAACAUCGUGAUCCUAGAAAGCCUAAUCGUGUACGACAAUGGAACCACCCCAGCGUUAAACUUAGCAGAUCACUGCGGUUCAAGCACAAACCCUUGCACCAAACUCCAGCCAGAGAUAGAAUACUGCCAACAAAACGACAUCAAAGUAAUCCUCUCCAUUGGCCAAGACCAAGACAGACCACCAACCCUAAAAACCGGAAACCGGCACUACCGGUCAGCGGAAGCGGCGCAAGAACUCGCAACCUACCUCCUGGAGAAUUUCCUCAGUGGCAAAGCCGGUCCAUUGGGAAACGUGUCGUUGGACGGCAUCGAUAUUUCUGACGUGGCGGACGGAGAUAACCUUAAAUGGGACGAAGUUGUUACCGCCAUUAACGCGUCCACAACCGCCAGAAAAAUUUACCUUUCAGCAUCACCACAAUGCGUGUACCCAGAUUACUACCUGGGAAAAGCAAUAGAAACUGGUCUCUUUGACUACAUUUGGGUCGAGUUCUUCUUCCAGAACCCUUGCAUCUACGCGAACAACAACGCUUCGAGUCUUUUGACCGCGUGGAACACGUGGAUCAAAAAUGUUCCCUCGAGUUCGAUAUUCUUGGGGCUUGCGGCUUCCGAAGACGUGGUGGGGUAUGUGGCACCGGAAGUUGUUGUUUCUGAGAUUCUUCCGAGCGUGAAGCUUGCUUCCAACUAUGGUGGGGUUAUGAUAUGGGACAGGUACAGUGAUGAGCAAGGUGAUUACUCUACGAAGAUUAAAGAUAGCGUUGGGAAAGCGUGUAGAUGUGUGUGUGAUGGUGAUGCGUUUGCGUUUGCGUCCAAAAGUUUCUAUGGUUUGGGGUCUAAGUCUCUGCCUCUGUAG
This is a messenger RNA of Cajanus cajan (pigeon pea), 1032 nucleotides long. RefSeq names its product acidic endochitinase. The record is from RefSeq and is a predicted model, not a curated record. Gene Ontology annotation, biological process: carbohydrate metabolic process. Gene Ontology annotation, molecular function: chitinase activity. Lineage: Eukaryota; Viridiplantae; Streptophyta; Magnoliopsida; Fabales; Fabaceae. Gene Ontology annotation, cellular component: extracellular region.